This is a messenger RNA of Schistosoma bovis, 612 nucleotides long. The record is from the annotation of a GenBank genome assembly. NCBI's taxonomy places the organism in Eukaryota, Metazoa, Platyhelminthes, Trematoda, Strigeidida, Schistosomatidae.
AUGACAGAAACCGCCGAAUCAGUAUCAGAACAAAAACCAUUCGAUCCAUUUAUUCCAUGGGGUUUUCCAAAUGAAUUAAAUUUAUGUAAAGCAGCACGUCAUGCUGAUAUAAAAGCUGUAAGCAAAUGUAUUGCAAAUGGAGUGAAUAUAAACUUUAUUGAUGGUUUUGGUAAAACAGCAUUACACUAUGCAGCCGCAAAUGGAAGUUAUGAAUCAGUGAAACUUCUUGUCGCUAAUAAAGCGAAUGUAAAUAUAUGGGAUUCAAAUGGAACUACACCAUUACAUAUGGCCGCUAAAGGAAAUCAUACAAGAGUAGUGAAAUUCCUACUUAUGUCUGGGGCAGAUAUUAAUCAUCAAUGUAUUAGUGGCGUCAAACCAAUCGACUUAGCAAUUUACAAUUCCGAAACUUGGAAAGUUUUAUUGGACGCUGCAAACGGCGAUCUACCUAAAAUUGAACACUUAAUACAAACACGUACAGUUCCUCUAAUUCCCCAAUUUACAAUACAACGAGAAAUUGAUAAACAAGCUAAGGCGAAUGAAAAGAAAGGUGGAACGAAGAAAAGUGGAAAGAAGAGUGGAAAAAAAAGUGGUAAAGGCAAAAAGAAGAAAUGA